CACAGUUGAUGCUUAAAAGGGCAGGUAAAAACCGUAAAAUCCAUGAGCACGUGGCCAAUUUAUCCAAUUUUGCUUGCCCUUUUGUUUAUACCACUCCGAUUUUUCCGUUGUACUGUAAUUUCCAUUUCCCCUCUGUCUUAUUUUCUCUCUCUUCAUUUCAGACAGUCUCAAAAACCCAGAAAACAAAACAGUAGUAGGAGAGAGAAAGCAGCAAGAUCUUCUAAUGGUGUCCGAGAGCAACCAACCAGAUUGGCCUCCCCCUGGUUGGGAAGUCAAAACCAAGAGAAAAGAUGGUCGCAAGAUUAAGUUCUACAUCAAUUCUACAACUCGUCAAAAAUUCUAUUCAAAACCUGAGGUGCUUCGAUACCUUAGAGAUGAAUGCGUCGGCGAUGAAAAGAUUCAGCCCACUGCUGAGCUUGCUAAGAAGAGUUCAGGAGAGAUAGAAACACAUCAUGUGGAAGAAAAUGAUUUUGACUGGUUACCCACUGGUUGGGUCCUAGAAAGGAGAAUCCGGAAGAGUGGCGUCAGAGCAGGAACUGAGUAUAAGUGUUAUAUUGAUCCGUCAACUGAUACAAAAUGCUUCUCAAAGCCGGAGGUAUUGCGCUAUCUUGCUGGAUCAUCUGGACAAAAUCACAGAGGAGAAAGUGGACAGUCUUCCAGCAAGAGGUCAGUUGAUCCACUAAGUGCUCACAAAUCCGAUUUGGAGCCAAACGUAUCACAGAUUUCAAAAACACGCAUUCGGAAGAGUCUUCCUUCAGAAAAUAUAAAGGUUGUCACUGAGAGAACUGUGGAUGAAGAUUUACCAUCUGGAUGGAUCAAGGAAACAAGAAUAAAAAUGAUUGGAAAGAAAGUAGUCAAGAGAAAUCCGUCCUAUAUUGAUCCUGUUAGUAGACUGGUCUUCCGCUCUAAAGCGGAAGUUCUGCGCUAUCUGAAGACUGGAGAGAUUAGUAGACAUGCAUAUCAGAGGAAAAAUGGAAGCAUCAUUGGAAACGACUCUGCAAAUGAAAUGGUGUCGACAUCAAGUAAAAGUGAAGAGACACCGAAGAGCAGGAUCAUAAAAACGCAUUUAGCUGGUGAAGCAAGUAGCGGAGAAAGUAUCCAAGAACUGCCUGAAGCUGUAAGCGAUGAAAAAGUUGAAGGCAGGAGAAGCACAAGGUCGUCCGCUAGAGUCAGACCAGCUCCCAUUGGUGUUUCCAGUCCUAAGCAGAGCACUUUAUCACCGGAAUCAGCUCCCGUUGGUGUUUCCAGUCCUAAGCAGAGCACUUUAUCACCGAAAUCAACUCCCGUUGGUGUUUCCAGUCCUAAUCAGAGCACUUUAUCACCGGAAACAGCUCCCGUUGGUGUUUGUAGUCCUAAGAAGAGCAAUUCCCAAGAGAUGAAUGUUUCAAGUAAACGUGAAGAAACACCAAAGAGAAGGACCAGACAAAGUAUCCAAGCACUGCCUGAAACUGGAGGCAAUGAAGAAGUUGAAUGCAGGAAAACCAGAAGGUUGUCCUCUAGACUCAGACCAGCUCUCGCUGGUGCUGGUUCUUCUAGUUCUAAACAGAGUACCUUGUCACCCGAAUCAGCAAGAAAUUCCCAAGAAAUGGUAGUGGGAAAACCAUUACUGGAAAAUCUUUCUGGAACCAAAGAAACUGUAGGUAUGACCAAACACGCCCCAUCAGAAGUCCAAGAUGCUGGUGCUUCUAGUUCUAAGCAGAGUACCUUGUCACCCGAAUCAGCCAGCAAUUCCCAAGAAAUGGUAGUGGGAAAACCAUUACUGGAAAAUCUUUUUGGAACCGAAGAAACUGUAGUUAUGACCAAACACGCCCCGUCAGAAGUCCAAGAUGCUGGUGCAGAAGUUGCAACUCUUGAUACGAGUGAAUCUCCUGCUGCGUCUUCGGGGGGCAUAUUGCCAGAGGAGAAUGCAGUGGCUCUUGCCAUUCGAGGCUGUAGUAAUCGGAAAGGUGUGACAGGAAAAAGGAAAACAAAGGACAGGAAAUUGCCAUGUGUUUCCCCCCGAUCCUCCAAACGGCUUGCUGGUGUUGAUGCUAAAGUAGUAUUCGACCCAAUACCCAUUCGGGCCACAAGUAGUAAUCCCUCAAGAACUAAACCCAUCCCUAGUUUGGAAUUGGUACACCCAAAUGAAUUACAAGAAAAGUGUGAGGAUGUAGAUAAGCAAGAAUUGCUUGGAUCUGAAGAUGAAAAGCAGCAUCAAAGUGUUGAAGUUAAUGCAGAAAGUGUGCUUACAACUCGAGGAGAACCAUCCAACAAGAUUGAUCACUUCCCUUCUCUAGAAGAAAAGGAUCACACACUUGAUUUUAAUCUAGAAACUGUGCUUGCAACUGAAGGAGAAUCGUCGAACAAGAUUGAUGACUUGACAUCUCAGGAGGAAACGCAUCAUCCACCGAAGAUAGUUCCAGAAAUUGUGCUUGGUCAUGGGGAAGCAUCAAAUAAGAUUGAUGAAAAGCAUCAUUCACCGAAGAUAGUUCCAGAAAUUGAGCUUGUUCAUGGGGAAGCAUCAAAUAAGAUUGAUGAAAAGCAUCAUUCACAAAAGAUAGUUCCAGAAAUUGAGCUUGUUCAUGGGGAAGCAUCAAAUAAGAUUUCUGAAAAGCAUCAUUCACCAAAGAUAGUUCCAGAAAUUGUGCUUGUUCAUGGGGAAGCAUCAAACAAGAUUGAUGAUGAUGAUGACUUGCUAACAAAAGAUACCCUUCUGAUUGAUAUCGAUGAUCUGCAGCUAGAGCAGCCUCCACCGGGAUUCUCUGGAAAUACGAACGUUGAAGAAGUGUCUUCAAUUACGGUGAAGCAAUCAUCAUUAGAGCAACCAAUCAUAGGAGGAGAGAAAUUGAGCAGCACUGAGAGAGAAACAGAGCAGCCCCAAUCUGAGUUCUGCUUUCCAUUGUGGUCAGAUCCAUGCCUCGAAUUUGCGUAUAAAACUCUUACAGGUAAUCUACUAUUUGAUGAUAAUCAGGCUAUCCAGGAUUAUCUCCAACAUCAACUCCGUACUUCUGAAGAGAACGACAACAACAGUCCGUGUGUUCCGUUUCCAGACGAUGUAUGUACAACAACUACUGUCCCUAAAAGUGGUGAAACUAAAAAAGUAUCCCAGUUGCCUGAAGAAGAAGAUGUCAAUGUCACAAAUUCUAAUGGUUUUGGCUUCCCCAGAAAUCAAGCAGAUGAACAAUAAAGUAUAAUCUUAGUAUUACCAUAUACUAGCAUCUGUUGUAAUUUUUUGUAGUAUAUAGUCAGUGUAUCAUCUUACCCAAGGUUUGCAACUAGGUUAAAGCUCUAACCAUUUUGUAAUAUCUCUCUAACCUUGUGUUUUCUUAUGGUGAACCCGUAGAUUAAUGGAUGCAGAUUCCGGUUGCCUCUG
This is a messenger RNA of Spinacia oleracea (spinach), 3352 nucleotides long. RefSeq lists its product as uncharacterized. The coding region runs from base 224 to 3166 and encodes 980 amino acids. The transcript has 8 exons. The record is from RefSeq and is a predicted model, not a curated record. Lineage: Eukaryota; Viridiplantae; Streptophyta; Magnoliopsida; Caryophyllales; Amaranthaceae. Gene Ontology annotation, molecular function: protein binding; DNA binding.